GUUGUUAUUGCAACGGUUUUUUUUAUCUUCGUAAAAAGGUUAUUUUCUUUCUUCACAAUCCAAUUUUUUUAUCAGCAACCAUUGACGCAACCCGUGACAUUCAAAAAUUGAACACGAAAAAAAAUGUCAACAAUUGUAAUGAAUAGGAAAUCAAAAAUGUUGUCAAUUGUAGCGACAAUAAUCGGCUGUUUGUGCCAUUUGAUCAAUGUCAACAAUGAUGGCGUCAUGGCAACAUUAUCAAGUAAUGAAAAUAAUGCUGAAAAUGGUGGAAUUAAUGGUGAAAAUUUAUUUCCAAUUUAUUCAUCAUCAUCAUCUGAUUCUACAGCCGAAGAUACAAUGAUGAUUAAAUCGAAUAAAAAUAACAUAAAUUUUGAUAAUUAUGAAUCAAUCAAUUCAUUAUUACCAAUUGUUUCGUCAUCAUCAUUAUCAUCAUCAUCGAUGAUGCCAAUUAAAAUUGAAACACGUGGUGCAGAAAAACAACAUUAUUGUGGUGAAAAUCUAAUCAAAGCAUUAGCACUUUAUUGUAAAGGUUAUUAUGCAAAUAAACGAACAUCUGGAUUAUCCAAAUCAAUUAAUCCAAUUGCAGAAGAAACAAUUGACAUUUAUUCAAUUAAAGAUCAUCAAAAUGAACCAAUAUAUAAAAAUAGUGUACAGGAUAAUAAUGUCGAUAAUGAUGUCGAUUUCAAUGAUAUGAAUCUAUUAUUAAUGGUUAAUGGUAAUACUAAUAAUGAUAAUAAUAAUAAUAAUAAUAAUAAUUUUGGCGAAUUAACCUGGUUUGAUAUAUUGAAUAAACAACAUCAAUCAACACAAUUUUAUAAUAAUAAAAUUAAUAACAAUAAGAAUACAAAUCAAGAUUUAAUCGAUUUCUUAGAUACAUAUUCACGAUCAUCAUUGUCAUCAUUACAGAAUCAUAAUAAUCACAAUCGUAUACAAAGACCAAAACGUGGUAUCGUUGAUGAAUGCUGUAAACGUCCAUGUGGAUUAAAAACAUUAAAUCAAUAUUGUGGUAUACGUAAACGUCCAACAUAUUAAAAUUUAUUAAUUUUGUCAAAUAUUAAUUCUCAUAUAUAUUAAUCUCAAAGAAGUAGUUGCCAAAAACAAAAAACAAAAAACAAAACAAAAUUUUUUCCUGAUAUACAAAUUAUUCAUUCAUU
This is a messenger RNA of Dermatophagoides farinae (American house dust mite), 1154 nucleotides long. The record is from RefSeq and is a predicted model, not a curated record. NCBI's taxonomy places the organism in Eukaryota, Metazoa, Arthropoda, Arachnida, Sarcoptiformes, Pyroglyphidae.